Molecule: messenger RNA, 5696 nt
Organism: Carassius gibelio (silver crucian carp)
Lineage: Eukaryota; Metazoa; Chordata; Actinopteri; Cypriniformes; Cyprinidae
Product: contactin-associated protein-like 5
Exons: 22
Coding region: 1-4500 (1499 amino acids)
Biological process (GO): DNA integration
Molecular function (GO): nucleic acid binding
Source: RefSeq, a predicted model, not a curated record
AUGGACCUCAUCGGGCCGUUAGAACGAUCGGCACGGGGACAUCGUUUCGCGUUGGUCUUAGUGGAUUACGCGACACGAUAUCCUGAAGCAGUGGCGCUCCGCAACAUCUCGGCGAAGAGUGUGGCGGACGCCCUGUUUCACUUAAUCUCCCGCUUGGGAAUCCCAAAGGAGAUUCUCAUGGACCAGGGCACCGCGUUUAUGUCACGCACAUUAAGCGAAUUGUACGAAUUGUUGGGCAUUAAAGCGGUGCGUACCAGCGUCUAUCACCCACAAACGGACGGCCUGGUCGAACGGUUUAAUCGCAUAUUGAAAACCAUGAUCCAGAAGUUCGUACAAGAAGACGCGAAAAAUUGGGACCGUUGGCUAGAACCCCUCUUAUUGGCUGUGCGCGAGGUCCCCCAAGCCUUCACGGGGUUUUCCCCCUUCGAGCUUCUUUACGGACGUCAGCCCCGGGGGGUGUUGGACGUCCUGAAAGAAACUUGGGAGGACGGACGCUCGGAUAGCAAAAGUGAAAUUCAAUACGUCCUGGACCUGCGAGUAAAACUCCAUACACUGGGGCGGCUAUCUAUGGAGAAUUUGCUUCAGGCCCAUGACCGACAAAGCCAGCUGUAUAACCGGAGGACUAAGCUGCACCGAAAAUUUGCACCGGGAGAUAAAGUAGUACGAACAGAUAGAGGCGACUCACGGCAAAUCUACCACCUCAACCUCCUUAAAAAAUGGAGCGGGGAGGAGUCAGUGCUGCUAGCGACGGCAGUGAGUGGGGAGGAGGAUCUCGGGCCGGAGGCGGUUACUAAAAAGAAAUCCCUCGCACUGGCCCUAGGGGGAGAUCACCUCUCGCCCUCGCAGCUCACUGACAUUGCACGUUUGCAGGUAGAAUUUGCGGACGUGUUUUUGCCCCUACCUGGUCGGACUGACCUGAUUCAGCACCACAUUGAGACAGAGCCGGGUGUUGUAAUUCGCAGCCGGCCAUAUAGGUUACCUGAACACAAGAAAAAAGUAGUUAAGACUGAAUUAGAGGCCAUGCUGGGGUUGGGAGUAAUCGAGGAGUCACACAGUGAUUGGGCGAGCCCGAUAGUUUUGGUACCUAAAGCGGUUUUGUGUAGACUAUCGCAGGGAUCGUAUGUGGCUGAUUUUGAUGGCAGAAGCUCUUUGCUCUACCGAUUCAACCAGAAGUCUAUGAGCACGGUGAAAGAUGUUAUAUCGCUGCGAUUUAAGAGUCGACAGGCAGAAGGUGUUUUACUGCAUGGAGAAGGCCAGCGAGGAGAUUAUAUCACUCUGGAGCUUCAUCGUGGCAGGCUGGCCUUGCAUCUAAACCUGGAUGACAGCAGGGUGAGAUCUAGCAGUGCUCGCAUGGUGGUCACUCUAGGAAGUCUCCUGGAUGAUCUGCACUGGCACUCUGUUCUGAUCGAACGCUUUAACAAGCAGGUCAACUUCACCUUGGACAGACACACUCAACACUUCAGGACCAAGGGUGAUGGAGACUCGCUAGAGGUCGACUAUGAGCUAAGCUUUGGUGGGAUCCCACUGCCAGGUAAACCAGGAACCUUCAUUCGACGCAACUUUCAUGGUUGCAUGGAGAACCUCUACUACAAUGGAGUGAACGUCAUCGACUUGGCCAAACGGAGAAAACCUCAGAUAUACAGUGUGGGCAACGUGACCUUUUCCUGCUCGGAACCACAGCUGGUGGCCGCCACAUUUCAGAGCUCCAGCAGCAGCUUUCUGUCACUGCCAGCACCUGCACAGAUCCUGGAGGGCUUUUCGGUGCGCCUGCAGUUUCGCACCUGGAACCCUAAUGGCCUGCUGCUGUCCAGUCCGCUGAUCUCUGGUCAGGAGCCCCGUUAUCUGAUUUUGCAGAUCAGCAGUGGGCGUCUCCAUCUCACACACCAGACAUCAGUGCUGAAGAUGUCAGAAGUGUCAGCUGGUCAGAGGGUGAAUGAUGGUUUGUGGCAUUCAGUCAGUCUCAAUGCUAGAGGUCUGCAGAUCAUCAUGACCCUGGACAGUGAGCCCGCAUCCAUCAUCCAGUUGAAGAGCUACCUGGAACCCAAAAACAAACACUACUUUGGAGGAUGUCCUAUAUCCCAGAACGACUCCAGCUGCUUGAAUCCCACAAUGGCCUUUCAAGGCUGCGUCCGGCUCAUCCUUGUCAACAACCAACCUGUUGAUCUUCUGUCAGUCCAGCAAGGUCAUCUAGGAAGCUACAAUCAGCUACAGUUUGACUUAUGUGGCAUUCGUGACAGGUGUCUGUAUAAUUUCUGUGAGCAUGGCAGCCGGUGUUCCCAGACGUGGCCGUCUUUCUCUUGUGAUUGCACUGGUACAGGAUACAGUGGAGCUACGUGCCAUAACUCCAUAUAUGAAGCUUCAUGUGAACACUACAGGCUUGCUGGAAGCACUUCUGGAUAUUUCUCGAUAGAUCCUGAUGGAAGUGGCCCUCUUGAUCCUAUUCAGGUCUACUGUAAUAUUACAGGAAGCAAAGUGUGGACAGUGGUUCGUCACAACAGCUCAAAUGCAGUCAGAGUACGAGGCUCUACACUGCAGAAGCCAUAUGUGGGAUGGUUUAAUUAUAGUGCCUCAUCUGAACAGCUGAAGGCCCUGGUGUCUCUGUCAGAACACUGUGAGCAGAGAAUCGCCUACCACUGCAGAAGGUCACGGCUGUUUAACCCCUGGGACAGCUCCCCUUUGUCCUGGUGGGUGGACCGCAGAGGAGAGAAGAGGACCUACUGGGGAGGAAUUCAGCCAGGGGUGCAGCAGUGUUCAUGCGGUCUGGAAGAGAACUGUGCUGACAUGAACUACUUCUGCAACUGUGAUGCAGACAGAGUGUCAUGGGAGAAUGACACUGGUGUCCUCUCAUAUAAGGAGCACUUGCCAGUGCGGGAGAUUGUGGUCGGUGAUACUUACAGACUGGGCUCUGAAGCUAUGUAUGUCGUGGGACCCCUGCAGUGCUCUGGUGACAAGUACCUGUGGAAUGCUGUAUCUUUUUACCAAGCGGCUUCAUAUCUGCAGUUCCCAGCUCUCCAGGUAGAGCUUUCCCUUGAUGUCUCCUUCUACUUCAAGACUGCUUCCCCCUCUGGGGUCUUUGUGGAAAACAUGGGCAUUCGAGACUUUAUCCGGGUUGAGCUGAGCUCUCCCUCAGCUGUGACUUUCUCCUUUAAUGUGGGCGAUGGGCCAGUUGUCCUGACCGUCAAAUCUCCUGUGCCACUGAACGACAGGCAGUGGCAUUGGGUUCGAGCCGAGCGCAAUGUGAAAGAAGCAUGCCUGCAGGUCGACCAGCUGCCCCUGCGGAUCAUAGAAACCCCACCUGAUGGACACCUUCGCCUUCAGCUUGGAAGCCAGCUGUUUGUUGGAGGCACAACCACAAGACAAAGAGGCUUUCUUGGAUGCAUUCGAGCAUUUAACAUGAAUGGAGUGAUUUUUGACUUGGAGGAACGAGCCAAAGUGACACCAGGAGUGAGUUCAGGGUGCGCUGGUCACUGCAGCAGCUCAGCUGGGCUCUGCCACAAUCGGGGGAAAUGCAUUGAGAAAAGCAGCGGUUACAUGUGCGACUGCACUAAUUCUGCUUACGGGGGACCCUCUUGCACAGAAGAGGUGUCCAUGUCCUUUGAAAGAGGAGCUUCAGUCACCUACAUUUUUCAGGAGCCGUUCUCUGUCAUACAGAACCGGUCGGCCGCAGUGCUGUCUGUCCCUUCUCAGUACAGCAAGACCAGAGACAACCUGGCACUGAGUUUCCAGACCACACAGAGUCCUGCCAUGCUGCUCACAGUCAACACCCUCAGCCAGCAGUAUGUGGCCAUCAUCUUAGCUCGGAACGGGAGUUUACAAAUCUGGUACAAACUGCAUAAGGAGAAGAGACCGGAUGUGUUCGUCCCCAUCUUGAGCAGCCUGGCAGAUGGACGGCUGCAUAGAGUUCACAUCCAGCGGGAGGGAAAGGACGUGUUUGUUCAGGUUGACCAUGAAAAUAAGAAGUACACCCUUUCAUAUGAUGCAGCAUUUAACUCUAUGAAGUCACUGACCUUGGGAAAAGUAACAGGAAGUGAUGUCAUGGAUGAUGAGGUAGCUCAUGCUGGGUCUAAAGGCUUCAUUGGCUGCUUCUCAUCUGUCCAGUACAACCACGUUGCUCCACUGAAAGCGGCGUUAUUGAACCGAGGUAGCUCUCUAGUCAGCAUACGAGGACAUUUACUGGAAUCAAACUGCGGAGCAUUAGCUGACCUUUCAACCUCUGUAUCUCGUCUUGAUCAUGGAGAGGAGGUGGGAAAAGAUAACGAGCAUCACGAAGACGACAGCCAGCCUGAUUCAGCUGUAAUCGGAGGUGUGGUGACAGCUGCGGUCUUCAGUACCCUCUGUGUGCUAGCAGUGAUGACUCGUUUCCUUUACCAACAUCGUCAAGCUCAAAGAACUGCAAGACUCCAAGAAAAGGAACACCAACGUAGCCUUGAAGCUGCUUACAGGGCAGAGUUUCACCUUCACAACUCCAUGAGAGACAGCAUGCAAGAGUACUACAUCUGAUGGACAGUCUUGUAGCUUUCGGUUCGGCUAUCAGUUCCUCCCGUGUCUCCUUCAGCAAACAUGUCAUGAGGCCCUUACUAUCCGGUAAGGACAGUUAGUUGGAUAUUUCCUCGCUUUGGGAACAGUGGGAUCUUCUGAUCUGUGUAAGUAGUAGCUUGUAGUUUUCACAGUGCUUGCCCCAAGUGUUGGAUUAAUCAACAUUAGGUUAUUUAUGGGAUGUGAGUGGUGUGUUAGGAGGUAUUUGUAUUAAUUCAGUAAUAUGCCCUCUGGAUAGUAACUGAAAUGGAGAGUGUCAUCUUUAUUGCAUGAAUGCAGAUGCAGACUCUGAAGUGUUAAUUAUUCUGUUAACAAAGGAAACUAAACCCACAUAUUUUAAGCCUGUGAAUUUUUCUAGGUUACCAGAAACAUCUUCAAAGUGGCAACAUUGUGAGAGGAAGUACCUGGUACAUUAUUUAAAUAAUAUAAUGCUUCAGGUCGAGGACAGUAGCCUGUCCCAACUUGAUUUAUAAUUUUACGUUACUCUGCCUCAUAGCUAAGAAUACAAUUUGUCGAUGUGUAAACAUGCAGGACAAGUUUAAAUGAUUUUAGUUUCACAAAGAAGCUGCUAACAGAGACCAAACUCAUUCAGUAAAGUGACUUGAUUAAAAACAUUAGCAGAAAUAUUGUAGAGUUGAACAUGAUGCUUCCUAAUGUAACAUUACCUGUCUGUGUUAUGUGAAAUAUCUGCCAUAUUGAUAAUGAACACAUUUUAAGAGGUCAGUAAGAAUUUUUUUUUUUUAUGAAUGCUUUUAUUCCUGAAGGGUGCAUUAAAUUGAUCAAAAGUAACAGUAAAGAUAUUAGAUUUUUUUUUUUUUUUCAAAUAAAUGCUGUUUAUUAUCUUUUAUUUAUCAAAGAAUAACAGUUUCCACAAACAUAUUAAGAAGCAUGACUGUUUUUAACAUUGAUUGUAAUAUAAUUGUUUCCUGAGCAGCAAAUCAGCAUUUUUUAUGAAAUAUCAUGGGACAUUGAAGACUGGCUGUGAAGUAAUGGCAUCUGAAAAUUCAGCUUUGCCAUCAAAGAAAAAAAUAAAUAAAUAAAUAAAUAUAAAAUAUAUUCAAAUAAUAAAAAGUAACAUUUUAUUACAAUACAGUUUUUUGCUGUAUUUCUGAUCAAAUAAAUGCAGCCUUUGUGAGCAUAGAAGAAAAAAAUCUAUAUAU